Pantherophis guttatus is the source of this 1789-nucleotide messenger RNA. It is a transcript of the gene PSTPIP1, whose product is annotated as proline-serine-threonine phosphatase interacting protein 1. Gene Ontology annotation, biological process: actin filament polymerization. Gene Ontology annotation, cellular component: plasma membrane; cytoplasm; actin filament. Lineage: Eukaryota; Metazoa; Chordata; Lepidosauria; Squamata; Colubridae. Gene Ontology annotation, molecular function: actin filament binding. The record is from RefSeq and is a predicted model, not a curated record.
CUAAAGAAGAUUUCUCUCCAGAGCGUGUGCAUGCACAGAGAGAGAGAGAGAGAGAGAGAAAGGGAGGGAGAGAGAGAGAGCAGCCAACUCCAGCAGGGUAGCUCUUUCACACAGCUUCGCCCUACAGAUCUAACCGGUCAGAGAUGACGCACCUGCAGUUUAAAGAUGCCUUCUGGUGCAAAGAAUUCACUCUUCACUCCGGAUACGAAGCGCUCCUGCAGCGUUUGCUGGAUGGAAGGAAAAUGUGCAAAGACGUCGAAGACUUGAUCAAGCAGAGGGCCCAGGCUGAAGAACGUUACGGGAAGGAGCUGGUUCAGAUCGCUCGGAAAGCAGGAGGCCAAAGCGAAAUCAACACUUUAAAGGCUUCGUUUGAAAUCCUAAAGCUACAAAUUGAAAGCGUGGGCAACUCUCACAUCCAGCUGGCCCUCAUGUUGAAAGAGGAACUCAAAGCCUUAGAAGAAUUCCGAGAAAGGCAGAAGGAACAACGGAAAAAGUACGAGAGUACGAUGGAACGGAUACACAAGAACAAGCUCCUCAUGUUCAAGAAAACCAUGGAGUCCAAGAAGGCCUAUGACCAGAAAUGUAAAGAUGCUGAUGAGGCGGAACAGGCUUUCGAGAGGAUAAGUGCUAUUGGAAACCAGAAACAAACAGAAAAGAGCCAAACCAAAGCAAAACAGUCCAGAGACUCUGCCAAUGAAGCAGAAAAAGUGUAUAAACAGAACAUCGAGACACUAGACCACACAAGGACCACGUGGGAACAAGAACACGUUAGUACUUGCGAGGCUUUCCAGCUUCAGGAAUGUGAUCGGAUCACUAUCCUACGGAAUUCUCUCUGGGUUCAUUGCAAUCAACUCUCCAUGCAGUGCGUGAAAGACGAUGAGCUUUAUGAAGAGGUUCGGGUAAGCCUGGAAGACUGCAACGUGGAGUCCGAUAUGAACGCCUUCGUUCAGAAUAAGAUGACCGGAACAGAAGCACCAGCUGCCAUUGGCUACGAGAAUUAUUACGAGAGAACCGGACCCGCAAAAAACCCCAACAGCCCAACAACCCAGAGUUGCGGAAUGAUGAAAAGGUUCUCCGACUUGCUGCAUGGCAGUACACGGAAUACUCCGGAUAACAUUAUUUCCACAAUACCCCCAACUGGAGUUAAUUCCAUUUACCCCUCCCUCGAAGCUGAGCAAAGGGCGGACGUCGUCUAUGCAGCCGUUCAUGUGGCCGAGGUCAACGCUGCCAUGGACCAUGAUUACCGAGCUCUCUAUGACUACACAGCCCAGAAUGAGGAUGAGCUGGACAUCCGAGCAGGUGAUAUUGUCAACAUCAUUGAAGCUGGCGAAGAUGGCUGGUGGACCGUAGAACUGGAUGGGCAGCAAGGAUUUGUGCCCGGCUCCUAUCUGGAGAGACUUUGAUGGGAGGAACACUUCCGAGUGCUGCAUUUUUACCGGCUAGAAAUCUCUUUUAAAAAAUCAAGUUUUACUCUUUUUUUAACAUAAAACGCCACCCCGUCUUUUUAUUUUUUUUGAAGGACAAUUAUCAAAGAAAAGACAUCCAAACUCGUGCUGAUUUUCUCACCCUAGAAAUGUAUGAUCCCAAAGGUUCUUUUUGCCUUGCUUAAAUCCAGGUACCCUUCCGAUCCCAUCAUUCUUUCGGUAGAAUCUUGAACCGUUUUCUACACGGCAAAUUUUGCAAAAAACUGUCUUUGCCAUUCUCCACUGAACGUUGGUGGAGACAGAAACACAGUGGACUUUUACAAUAAGCCAUUGAUUAAAGUGCAUUUUUGAAACGGUUAGAUCUC